Annulohypoxylon maeteangense is the source of this 1021-nucleotide messenger RNA. RefSeq lists its product as uncharacterized. NCBI's taxonomy places the organism in Eukaryota, Fungi, Ascomycota, Sordariomycetes, Xylariales, Hypoxylaceae. The transcript has a single exon. The record is from RefSeq and is a predicted model, not a curated record. The coding region runs from base 1 to 846 and encodes 281 amino acids.
AUGUCGCGAUCUACCGCCAUCAACCUAUCUGAGGAAGCUCUGUCUAGAGAAACACAGCUCUCCCUCCCGAUUCGCUCAAUCCAACAUAGCCAUUCCUCCGCUCAGACAGCAACCCUAAUACAUCAACGGCAAAACAACCUCGAGCAUUCUAACUUCGAACACAUCAAACUUACUCUAUGGAACUUGCCCGAGUUGAGCCUCGUGACUCACGGCAACCGAGCUCAAGUCAGAUGCAUCUCGCUUUCACUACAACUUGAAGGGGACAGUGGUCGCCUGUGGGAAGUUCCACCGCACAACAAGCGAUCCCCGCGCACAGCAGAUAACAGCGUUAUUACCACAGCAAUGCACGACCUAUUCUGGAUACUCAGCUCGUGGGGGUCUCAAAGACAACUCAAUUUAGAGAUCGAGAUCUACUCUCCCAGCCGAAAACCUUUUGAUUCUUUCGAGCAAGCUUUGACCCCUGCUGAUCGAGUUAUUCUAGGUAAUAGCUCGUCUGCAUUUUUGAACGCCGCUUGUGAGGAGCGCUGGUGGCAAACCUUACCGGAAGCCCCCGCCGUCACGAGCCUCCUCCUCAAAGUACGACAUGACCGAGCCUGGAGACCUAGGACACUCGACAACUUGGUUUCCCGUCUACCGAGCCUUGAAGAAUUCCGCUACGAGACUAUACCUCAGGACCCCGCUGCUGACUCUAUUCUGAUACACCACAACCCCUCGUUCUCUGCUAAGCGCUGGUCAAGAGCUUUAGCAUAUUAUCGUAGGAUUAGUGAGCAGUAUUUCACCGUGCCCUUCAAUGCUUGUGACGAUAUGUCCGAGUUCGAGGCUCUGCUAAAUCCAACUGACCUUUGAUCUACAUAUCCUAGGAGUAUCCUUUUGUCGUAGAUCUUGAGAACAGAUGUCGUCGCGGUCUCAAUUUUUCGAUCAGUGGAUACCGUCGUGUUUGGUAGAACGGGUAUAGCGAAAUUUGGGAUAGGAUAUGAUUUUAAACUGUAUCAUAAGUGUUAUGGGUCUCGUCACAGGUUUU